AUGUGUGGAAUUUGGGCUCUUAUUGGAAAAGAAUAUUGUAAUGAGAAACACGGAAAAGAAUUUAUGAAAAUUGUUGGUCGUGGUCCUGAUUAUACUAUUGUAAAACAGGUUCAAAAAAAUGCUUGGUUAGGAUUUCAUCGUCUUGCUAUUGUUAUUCCAGGUGAUGUUCCAUCACAACAACCAAUAGUAUCAGGAAAUUUAUCUGUUGUAUGUAAUGGUGAAAUUUAUAAUCAUUUUUCAAUAAAAGCAUCAUAUCAAAUUGACUCAAAUAAUAUAUUAAAUGGUGGUAGUGAUUGUGCUGCUAUCAUCCAUUCAUUUCUUUUAAAUAAUCGCAACAUUGUAAAAACAUGUGAAUCAUUAGAUGGAGUUUUUGCUUUUGUUAUGGCAGAUGAGGAUAAUUUGUAUGUUGGAAGGGAUGCUCUUGGUGUUCGACCAUUAUUUUAUGGACAUACGAUUGAGGGAGAUAUUAUUUUUGGAUCUGAGGUAAAAUGUAUUGAAAAAUUAGUUGAAAAAGUUGAAUUUUUUCCACCAGGAUGUUGUGCAGAGAUUCCUCUUAAAAAAAAUCAAUUUUCACAAAAACAUACAAUGAAUUUACAACAAUUUUUUAAUGUUCCUAUUAAACCACAUAAAAGUUUUGAUAUGAUUGAAGCACAGACAUUGGUACGUGAAGUUCUUGUUCAGUCUGUUGAGAAAAGAUUAAUGGGAAAUAAAAAGUUUGGUUUUAUGCUUUCUGGUGGUCUUGAUUCAUCUUUAAUUGCAGCAAUAGCCUCAAAAUAUUUAACUCACCAAAAACCAAUUGCUUUUUCAGUUGGUUUUGAGGAUUCACCUGACUUGGAGAAUGCCCGUAAAGUAGCAGAAUUCCUUAAUAUACCUCAUGAAAUUCUUGUCAUAACACCAGAAGAUUGUAUUAAUAUUAUUCCUGAUGUCGUUUAUGCUUUAGAAACUUACGAUCCACUUAUAAUUCGUUGUGGUAUAGCACAUUAUUUACUAUGUAAAUAUAUUAGUACAAAAUCUGAUGUUCGUGUUCUUUUGUCAGGAGAAGGUGCAGAUGAAUUGUUUGGUUCAUAUGCCUAUAUGCAACGUGCCCCCAAUUCAUCACAUCUACAUAGGGAAAUUUUAAGAAGAUUAAAACAUUUACAUCAAUAUGAUGUUCUUAGAUGUGAUAGAUCAACAAGUUGUCAUGGUCUAGAAAUAAGAGUACCAUUUUUAGAUAAAAAAUUUAUUAAAUUAACAUCAAAAUUACCACCAACAAUGAAAUUAAUUAAAGAUCAACUUGAAAAGUAUGUAUUAAGAAGUGCUUUUGAGGGAUGGCUUCCAGAUGAAGUACUUUGGAGAAGUAAAGAAGGUUUUGCUGAAGCUUUAGGUAAAAUUGAUCUUGGAGAUAUAAUUAAUGAACAUACAAAUAAAAUUAUUUCUGAUACAGAAUAUAAUUUAAGAUUUAAACUUUUUCCUCAUAAUACACCAGAAUCAAAAGAAGAAAUGUGGUAUAGAGGAAUUUUUGAAGAAUGUUAUUCAAUAGGUAAAAUGACUGAUGUUGUUCAUACCAAAGUAUAUAAAACCGCCGCCUGGCAUAUAGUAGAUGAGAAGGAGAAUUGCAAAGAUAGAUUGAUGGUAUUUUGUGGAUCUUCAAGUUUAAGAAGAAAAUCAACAGGAAGUGCUACAUUCUCUGGAGUUGCAUAA
Molecule: messenger RNA, 1680 nt
Organism: Strongyloides ratti
Lineage: Eukaryota; Metazoa; Nematoda; Chromadorea; Rhabditida; Strongyloididae
Product: Asparagine synthetase [glutamine-hydrolyzing]
Exons: 3
Coding region: 1-1680 (559 amino acids)
Cellular component (GO): cytosol
Molecular function (GO): asparagine synthase (glutamine-hydrolyzing) activity
Source: RefSeq, a predicted model, not a curated record